Molecule: messenger RNA, 831 nt
Organism: Anopheles coustani
Lineage: Eukaryota; Metazoa; Arthropoda; Insecta; Diptera; Culicidae
Product: histidine-rich glycoprotein-like
Exons: 2
Coding region: 1-831 (276 amino acids)
Cellular component (GO): extracellular matrix
Source: RefSeq, a predicted model, not a curated record
AUGAUGAAGAUCACCAUUGCCGUCCUCGCCCUAUUCGCUGUUGCCGCGUUCGGUUACGAGCACGAACACCACGAUUACCAUUCGCAUCCGAGCUACAAGUUCGAGUAUGGAGUGAAGGACCCCCACACCGGAGACCAUAAGAGCCAGUGGGAACACCGGGAUGGAGAUGUCGUCAAGGGAGCGUACAGUCUGCACGAAGCCGACGGAACCGAGCGAGUGGUCGAGUACUCCUCGGACAAGCACAACGGAUUCCAGGCUCAUGUGAAGCGAGUCGGACAUGCUCACCAUCCGGAAGUGUACGGACACCAUGAGGGAGGACACUCGUAUGGAGGUCAUGGCCACGGACACGCCAACAGCUACGCCAACGGCAACCUGUACCAGCAUCAUCAUCCACAGCCCAACCAACAUCGCAUCAAAGGACAACACCAAAGAACCCUUUCCAAAAUGAUGAAAAUCACCAUCGCCACCCUCGUCCUGCUGGCCGUUGCCGUGUUCUGUUAUGAACACGAACACCACGAUUACCAUUCGCAUCCGAGCUACAAGUUUGAGUAUGGAGUGAAGGACCCCCAUACCGGAGACCACAAGAGCCAGUGGGAACACCGGGAUGGAGACGUCGUCAAGGGAGCCUACACCCUCCACGAAGCCGACGGAACCGAGCGAGUGGUCGAGUACUCCUCGGACAAACACAACGGAUUCCAGGCUCAUGUGAAGCGAGUCGGACAUGCCCACCAUCCGGAAGUGUACGGACAUCAUGAGGAAGGACACUCGUACGGAGGUCAUGGCCACGGACACGCCAGCAGCUAUGCAAAGCUGGACCAACAUCAUCAUUAA